AUGGCAAGUGGGGGUCUUCCCGCGGGGCCCAGGUCAGGGUGGGCGACCCUGAGCAGCGUGCAGCAGGACCAGCUGUGGAGGGAGCGGCUGCAGGCCGAGAGGCAGAGCCAGAGGCGCUGGGCUCAGAAUUGGAGCUUCCUGAGAGAUUUCGACCCCCUGGGUAACAGGAAAGAGCCGGUGCAGCUGCCCGAGCACGUGCCUCUCUUCUCGGACACGGUCCCCAAUGCCUCGAGCCAGGUGGUGGGCAGCAGGCUGGACACGGCCCUGGGCCGGGCCCUCACCCGCAUGGACCUGCUCUUCGCGGAGGGGACACGGAAGAAGAAGCUGGACGAGGAGCUGCAGCCCGUGUAGGGAAGGACGCACAUCUCAACUUUCAUGCAGUCACACUGACCACGGGCCCGGGAAGAACCCACAUGACUGCAGCUGCUUCCAGUGCCAGCAAGGCAGCCGGGCCCAGGCUGUGACUCGAGACUCCAACCCUUAGGGGCUCCCUUGGCCAAUUUGGGACAUCAGAAUGAUGCUCAGAGGAGGAUUCCUCCACGGCUUGAAGCCAGUCUCACAUGCUGGGGGAAAAGGCAGCUGAGAUAGAGAGGGACCACCACGCAAGGGAUGCUUGGAGAGCCCGCUCGGGAUGGGAGAUGCGUGCUGCAAGUAGAGUGUA
Molecule: messenger RNA, 661 nt
Organism: Sorex araneus (European shrew)
Lineage: Eukaryota; Metazoa; Chordata; Mammalia; Eulipotyphla; Soricidae
Gene: CIMIP5
Product: chromosome X C2orf50 homolog
Exons: 4
Coding region: 1-351 (116 amino acids)
Source: RefSeq, a predicted model, not a curated record